AUGUGGAGCCGAUCGAUCCGAUCCGCAGCUGUGCAGGCCAAACGCCAAGGCAUUCGAUCGAUGGCUACAAAACAAUCGUCUUUAAAUGGAAAAGGAGCAUUUGAUGGUCUCUACAAGGUGUUUAUGAAGAGCACACCUGUUUAUGUGACUACGGUAUUGAUCGCCGCCCUCGUAGCAGAGGGGGUGUAUGGGUCCGCUACGAAUUACAUUUGGGAAGCCAAUAAUCGUGGCCGUCUAUACCACCACAUUGACUGGUCGAAAUUUGCUCAAGAGGAGGAAGAGGAAGAGGAGGAAGAGGAGGAGCAAGAAGAAGAAGAGGAAGAAGAGGUGAUGGAAGAUGCUCACGUGGACGAUGAAGAGUAUGACGAAUAA
Molecule: messenger RNA, 372 nt
Organism: Peronospora farinosa
Lineage: Eukaryota; Oomycota; Peronosporomycetes; Peronosporales; Peronosporaceae
Source: the annotation of a GenBank genome assembly